Molecule: messenger RNA, 4612 nt
Organism: Amyelois transitella
Lineage: Eukaryota; Metazoa; Arthropoda; Insecta; Lepidoptera; Pyralidae
Product: protein artichoke
Exons: 5
Coding region: 283-4395 (1370 amino acids)
Molecular function (GO): protein binding
Source: RefSeq, a predicted model, not a curated record
ACCCCAGGCGUUCUAUGUUGCGCGAAUACACACAUAAAACCCACUGGAUUGUUUAAAACUUCGACCUGAUUGAAAUUCGGCUUGUUUCACGCGUGGUACACCUCCAGUGCGACAGGACAGGCGCACUUCGACCUCUCCCCGCGAGCGAAGCUGCGACGCCGAAAUGGACCUUAAUGCCGUAAGAAUAAGCGUGGUUUGUAAUUAAUUGCGUAUGUCAGCGCAAAUGGUAGAUUUUAUACGAGAUAACAAUGGAAUGCCAUAAACAUUGAGUAUAAUGUAACUAUGAAAGAGAUUUUAUGCUUCGGGACAGGAAAAAAUGAUGGCGACGUUUGGAAAAUUAUUUCAUUAUUACUGGUUCUACCCUCCUUUCUGCGAGCUCAAAAUACCCUGGGGUGCCCGGACCUAAUAAAGAGCAAUAAAUGUUCGUGUUAUACUUCGGAAGAAGGGCUAUUUUUAGAUUGCCAAGAUACUGCCUCGAAAAAUGUUAAAAAUGCUCUCAAGAGUAUUUCGUAUAUCCAUUCAUUAUCCAUAUUCGACCUUGAUGACAACGAAGAAAACUUGGGACCCCAUUUUAUACCUCAAGGCGUUUGUAUAAAACACGUACAUAUAUCAAGAACCAGUAUAAGAGAUAUUGCAGAUGACACAUUCAUGCCAUUGAGAAAGUGCCUUGAAACAUUGGGAAUUGUGUCGAGCAAAAUAAAAUUUAUACCACAAAAAUCGUUCUCUGGCAUGCUCAAAUUGAUGUCAAUAGACCUUACUUCUAAUCACAUCGAGGAUAUACCCAGUUACAGCUUUUAUGGUCUUCCGCUAAUGAAACUGAACAUAAAAGGGAACGUGAUACGUGAUAUAUCGGAAUCAGCUUUUUCUAGUUUAGAGCUUUCCCUCUCAGAAAUUGAUUUGAGCGAAAACAAUCUUACAGCCUUUCCUAUUACUGCUUUGUCAAAAUUACGACAUCUUCGGACUUUGAGAUUGGCUUGGAACGAGAUGUCUUCUUUUCCUAGUGUCGACAAGUCAGACUUAAUUGCCCUAGAAUACCUUGACCUCAAUUCUAAUAAUUUUGAAUUUAUUUCAGAAGACUGCCUUAAAUUUUGUCCGUCCCUUAUUAGAUUAUCAUUUCAUUUUAACUUUAUUCAUAAUAUACAUUAUAGAGCUUUUUAUUCGCUAGUCGACCUUAAAAGUAUAGAUUUAAGUCACAACAGAAUUAAAAUACUAAACCCGAAUCUAUUUCAAAAUAAUAGGAAGAUAGAGUUUAUUGAUUUGAGCCAUAAUCACUUGCAUCAUAUACAUGGACUAUUUUCUAAUUUGCCUUUUGUAAGCGAGGUUUAUCUCAGCCAUAAUAAUAUUUUGGAUGUGCCAAUAGAUUCGUUCUUCAAUUCAAAUAAAAUUAGUUUAAUACAUUUAGACAAAAAUUGCAUUAGUAAUAUACAUAGUGAAAGCUUUAGUAAUUUGUUUAAUCUAACUAAAUUAAGAUUAGAUUUUAAUUAUCUUCAUCAAGUGCCACAUAAUAUUUUUAUAAACAAUAGAAAUAUAGUAAAGGUAAGAGUAGACAAUAACAAUUUUAUUGAUUUGAAUAAUACCUUAGAAUCGCUCGUGAAUAUUCGUGAGAUUAGAUUAAAUAAUAAUAAGCUUAGACUUAUCUCUAAAUAUCAUUUCACAAAUUCACUUAAACUAGAAGAAAUUUAUUUAAAUAAUAAUGAAAUCACCUUUAUUGAAGCAGGGACAUUUAUCAAAAUGGCAAAUUUAAAGUAUUUAAAUUUACAGCACAACCACUUGGUAGAUUUUAAUGAUGUGUUACCAAAAAUAAGAUCCAAUUUAGUAAUACUGUAUUUAGAUCAUAACAAUUUAUCAUUACUAAGCGCAUUUAUGUUUCUAUCACAAGAAAAAAUAAAUCACCUUAGCCUUAAAAAUAACAAUUUGAAAUUUUUGACAAGAAGCACUUUUCGUAAUUUGAGUCAUAUAGUACGGCUAGAAUUAAAUAAUAACGAAUUUUCAAUUAUAGACGAUUUUUCUUUCCAGCAUUUAAAUUCGGUGAGAUAUUUAAAUCUGCAGAGUAAUUUAUUACGUAAUAUUACAAAUUAUACGUUUUUUGGUUUAAGUGAACUUGAAGAUUUAGACAUUUCAUUUAAUAAAAUAUACUAUGUUUUUGAUAUGGCAUUUGACACACUCAAAAAAUUGCGAAGCUUAAAUUUAUCUUUUAAUCCCCUUCAAGUACUUCAAAAAAAUAUCUUCCAACAGGGCUUACCACUAAGUUCACUUUAUUUGGACAAUUGUGAAAUUCAAUUAAUAGAAAACGAUACAUUUCAAGGUCUUAAUAAUCUUAAAAUACUUUCACUAAAAAAUAAUUCAUUGAAAGCAAGUGAUUUAAUUUCCAUCAAUAUUCCGGGUUUAAAACAUUUAUAUUUAUCAUUUAACAUCUUAGACUAUUUGCCAAUGAAAUCAUUCUACCAACUUCCCCUAUUGGAAUAUCUGUAUAUGGAACACUGUAACAUAGAACACAUUAUUGAGGGCACAUUUAAAAAUAAUAAAAAUCUUUUGAGACUGAACAUUGCACAGAAUAUAAUUAGUUCAAUACCAUUGAAAUUAUUUGACACUCAUAGUUCUAUUUCUGAAUUCAAUAUAAGUAACAACUUUUUAGAUUACGUGCCAUACAAUACUCUUCACAAUUUUACUCAAAUCGAAAUAUUAGAUAUUGCUGACAAUCUUUUACCAAGAAUUGAGCUUAGUGGUCUUGAACCGUUAACUAAAUUGAAAUAUCUGAUACUACGGAAAAAUGAAAUAAAAUCUAUAACAGCUAAGAAAAAGGUAGAAUUUAAUGAUUUAAUAGUUUUCGAUAUAAGUUUUAAUAGACUUGACAAUUUACCUAUAGUUAUAUUUGAAAUCUUUCCCAAUAUACAAAAUUUAAACAUUUCUUUCAAUGACAUUAUAAAUUUUGACUUUUUGAUGACGUACAAAAAGAGUAGAAUAUCUUUGAUAAAUAUUGACAUUAGUAAGAAUCCUGCAGUGUCUUGGACUUCAAAUCACAAAGCCGACAAUAAUACGCUUGUAGCAAACUUAUACGAAUUACACAUUUGUGCCACUAACAUUACCAAUGUUGAUGAUAUCACUUUUGAAUUUUUCACUAGCUUGCAACACCUCUAUUUAAAAUUCAAUAAAAUAAGACGUUUAUCUAUCAGCCCCUUUUUAAAAUUGAACUUUUUGGAAAAUUUAGACUUAAGUUAUAACAGAAUAUCCCAACUGAAAGCAAGUAAUUUUCGUGGGUUAACGAAAUUAAGAACAUUAUGUCUAUCAUAUAACAAUAUCGAGUCAAUGGAAUCUUUUACUGAAGACUUGGGAAACUUAAAACUUUUAGAUCUUUCACACAACAAGCUACAGAACAUUCUUAAUGAAGAUUUAAUAAACUUGAAGGAACUGUCAGUACUGCAUCUGAGUUACAACAAUAUUAAAUAUAUAUCGGUCACUGCAUUAAGAAAUUUGAACAAGGUUAUAAAAAUAGAUUUGGACCACAACAAACUUCAGUCAAUACCUAUAGAAUUACUCAGUUCUGUAGAGAAUCAUAUUCAAGAUAUAUCAAUUAAAGAUAAUAUUUUAACAUGCAACUGCCAAAAAGACAAUACGUGGAUUUGGAUUCAGGAUCAUCCAAAGAUAAUCAAGUCAAAUACAGUAACUUGUCUUAAUAAUGAUUACCCGCAAGAAAAAUGCGAUGUUCCCAUUAUUUCACAGUUAUCAGUUGACAAACACAAAGAUAACUCAGUAUCUGUUUCAUGGUUCAUUAGAAAUAGAACUGCAAUUAAAGCUCUACAAGUAUUAUAUUACGGUGAAGAUGUUAACUCUGAGGUAAAAUCAAAAUAUUUGGAUAUGAGCGAAGUAUCAACUAGACUUACGGAUUUAAAUGCAAAUACAAAUUAUGUCGUCUGCAUUAUUACUUUAUAUGAUGAUCCCAUUAUUACCGUUAAAGAUUUUGAAUACAACAAGACAGCAGACGUAGAGCUAAAUAUGACAGCAAGAAUAACACAAAACAUCGCAGCAGCCAUUUUAAUGCAGUCACCUUCUAGUGAAUGUACUUCUUUCAACACGAUAAGGGAUAAAACUGUACAUAAAUCAAAGCCAAUAAAACCAUUUGAUAUAUCUCAAAUAUUAAAUCGCCGAAUGGGGUUAAUAGUUGGUUGUUCUCUUGGAUUUGUGGUGUUUUUCGUCAUGGUAACAGUGUUGCUUUAUACAAAAAUAAAGGAACGUAAACGUAUAGCCAAAUCUGAUCCUACGUGGUCAGAAAUGAAUGAUUAUCAUUCAAUGCAAAGUAAAGAGGAUAUCCUACAACAUUCCACAUCGGCUUCUACUGAUAAUAUAUUAUUAGGUAUGACCAAAAAUCGUAAACAUUCAUUAGACCAUUUAAAGUAGGUAAUGUAGUAUUGUUAUAUAUAUUUUUAUUUAAAAUUUAGAUAGGCCUAAAAUAUAUUGUGUCUUAGAAACUAGAAUAGUAUUUAUGUGAAAAAAAUCUAAAAUUCUAAAUAACUUUAUUAGCCAUGUUAAAUGUUAAAUUACAUAUAGGUAGUACCAAAUUGUUAUAGAUGCUUAUUUAGAAUAGGAACUAGUCUAUUACUAGUUCUGAGCUAGU